Molecule: messenger RNA, 1337 nt
Organism: Spodoptera frugiperda (fall armyworm)
Lineage: Eukaryota; Metazoa; Arthropoda; Insecta; Lepidoptera; Noctuidae
Product: methylosome protein 50-like
Exons: 6
Coding region: 154-1164 (336 amino acids)
Biological process (GO): oocyte axis specification
Cellular component (GO): methylosome
Molecular function (GO): protein binding
Source: RefSeq, a predicted model, not a curated record
UGGUCAUUAUAGUGUCAAACAAAUAAUUUUUAGGUUACUGAAAUUCACAAAACAAUGUUACUGUGUUUAUAAUAGUUUUUGGUUUUAUAAUUGCCUUUUUAUGCUUUAAUUUAGAUAGGAGUUUGAAAUAAUACCGAAUUUUAAAUAUAAGCCAUGGAUAACAGUAACAGAAUCGUCCCACCUCAUCUCAAUGCUGAAAUAUACAGAACCGACACCACCGGCACGACCACCCUUUCAUAUUUAGACUACAUUAAAAUUCAUUCUGACGGAAGUGUUCUGGUGGGAUCAUCAGAACUCACUGGUCGGUAUUGGAACGGCGGCGUGAGUGUGUACAAGAGUAUAGCCGAAGCUCAAAGCAUCAAAACUGAAGAUAAGAGGAGUAUUUCUUUAUGCAGCGGAACUGCCGAUGGUUGCUUUAUCGGAAGCUCUAAUAAGUUGUUGAUAUGUGAAGACAGUGGUGCAGUAAGUGUGUGGGUCAAGAAUGGUGACCAGCAGAGUGCUUGGAGUCAGUGGAGAGAAGACCUCUCUGUGGCAGAACAUGACAAUGCAGUGUUGGCUGUAGACUGCCUUGAGCCUGAACGCCUUUAUGCCACUGCUGGUGCUGAUGGAAAUGUUAAGGUGUGGGACAUCAAUGACAUGAUAUGUAUAAGGAAUUACAGUGCAGCGCACAGUAUGAUUGUAAAUGCAAUUGCAGUGAAACCAAAGUCUGCCCACAGUUUUGCAACUGGUUCCAUGGAUCAGUAUGUCACAUUGUGGGAUGAAAAUACUGAUAAAGCAGUGCUGGAUAUUAUGAAAAAUGAUUGCUCUAUUUACUGCUUGGCUUGGUUGGAUGAGAAUCGUUUAGCUGUAGGAGAUGAAGCUGGUGUAUUACAUUUGAUAGAUAUCAGGAAUACAGAAAAUAAAUUGAAAAUAGCAGAGUUCCCUGCAGCAGUGCACAAAUUGGUUGUGCAUCCAGAUUCGGACAAAGUGGCAGUAUGUUGUGACAAUAAAAUUGUCACAGUUUGCAAAGUGGAAGAGAAUUGUGAACCCAAAGUAAUAUACCAUGACAGACAUAUGCACAGCAACUACGUCAGAGGAGCAGCUUGGGACAUUGAGGAUAAGAACACUCUACAUACUGUUGGGUGGAACGGUGAAUUGAAAUCACAUUCUAUUUCAUUGGACUGAAAGUAAUUUCUAUAAUAAAACUAAUGGUAUAUGAGAAACACCUAUUAUACUACCAGUAGCAACUUAUUUCUUUAACACUCCUGAUCAAGAAAAAGGCAGUUAAGAUGUACCUAACAUUUAAAUUAAGACCUGUAAUACCUACCUUAACGUGCAAAUAAAUAUUUUGAGUUUGA